AUGUGUCGAUUCUUGAUAUACAAAGGGCAAAAUGAGAUUCGUCUCAGCAAGCUUAUCACCGAGCCAAGUCACUCAAUCCUUACUCAAUCUUAUGAUUCACGUUUGAGACUUGACAAUCGGCGUCCAGUCAAUGGUGAUGGAUUUGGCGUAGGUUUCUACACAGACCCCAAGCUUGGACCAGAACCUUGCAUAUUUACUUCCACGCUGCCCGCGUGGAACUGCGAGAACUUGGAGCGGCUCGCUGCAAAGACAUGCUCUGAUUUGAUUUUUGCGCAUGUGCGCGCAACGACCGAGGGUGCUCUUGCUGAGAACAAUUGUCACCCAUUCCAGCACCAGUCCCUGAUGUGGAUGCACAAUGGCGGCAUUGGUGGGUGGGGCUACAUCAAGCGUACGCUUGGAAGCUCGCUUUCCGACAAGUGGUACCUAGGCGUGAAGGGUGGCACUGACAGUGAGUGGGCAUUUGCCCUGUUCCUUGACUUGCUAGAGAAAGAAGGAGUAGAUCCAAGCUCUGACCCCGGUCCUGAGGGGUUCGGACAGGCCCUUCUACGACGCGUUCUGAUGAAAACAAUUGCCAAAAUCAACGAGCUGGUCAAGGAAAUUCCCGAGAAGUACAACGUCACGGAUGUUGAGACCCGAAGCCUGUUGAACUUCGCAGUGACAGAUGGCCACACAGUCGUCUGCACUCGGUACAUCAGCAGCAAGACUGAUGAGCCGGCCAGCUUAUAUUUCUCUUCUGGAACUAAGUGGAAGGAGGGUGAAACGAAAGGACACUUCAAGAUGGAGCGACAUGACAAGGGCGCCGAUAUUGUCCUCGUGGCCAGCGAGCCUAUCACCUUUGAACGACACAAUUGGGUAUCAGUCCCAUCCAACUCAGUUGUCACAAUCCACAAGCAGACUGUGAUGCUUCACCCAAUUCUUGAUGAAUUCUAUGGCGAGAACCUCAACCACGACCGCUCUUCUUGUUUUGCAGUUUCUAAAGGCCUUGUAAGCACUGCUCCCGGGACAACCAUUACCCCGUCGGACGCAACUGAGCCUUGUGUGCCUUGUGCACCUUUGUCAACUGGCAAUACGGCUGAUAAAUCAAGCGGUGGCAUGGAGGGCCUGCGGCCUGGUCAUGCUACUGAAUGUGCCGUGUCACACUGA
This is a messenger RNA of Penicillium bovifimosum, 1143 nucleotides long. Its product is annotated as glutamine amidotransferase subunit DUG3. The record is from RefSeq and is a predicted model, not a curated record. NCBI's taxonomy places the organism in Eukaryota, Fungi, Ascomycota, Eurotiomycetes, Eurotiales, Aspergillaceae. The transcript has 4 exons. Bases 1 to 1143 code for a protein of 380 amino acids.